This is a messenger RNA of Bolinopsis microptera, 1450 nucleotides long. Its product is annotated as IST1 homolog. Gene Ontology annotation, biological process: protein transport. The record is from RefSeq and is a predicted model, not a curated record. The coding region runs from base 9 to 1106 and encodes 365 amino acids. Lineage: Eukaryota; Metazoa; Ctenophora; Tentaculata; Lobata; Bolinopsidae. The transcript is spliced from 12 exons.
AUUUGAGGAUGUUUGGAGGAGGGUUCUCAUCCUCAAAACUAAAAACAAAUUUGAGGUUGUGCAUUAACAGGCUCAAACUUCUGCAGAAGAAAAAAACUGAGUUGAAUGUAAAAGCACGGAAGGAAAUUGCUGGAUAUUUAGCUCAAAACAAAGAUGAUAGGGCUAGGAUUAAGGUAGAACACAUUAUUCGAGAUGAUUACCUUGUUGAAGCUAUGGAGUGUUUGGAACUGUACUGUGAUCUUAUUCUGGCUAGAAUCGGUCUUAUCGAAACACAAAAGUUUUGUGACGAUGGACUCGCCACACCAGUUUGUACUCUUAUAUGGGUUGCUCCUCGUAUGCAAAACGAUAUAGCUGAGUUUAAAGCUAUUGCCGACCUGCUCUCCCACAAAUUCGGGAAGGAUUUUGCUCAGCAAGCACGAAAUAAUACAAAUGGAGCUGUAGAUCCAAGGAUAAAGAACAAGAUAACGUUGCAGCAGCCGUCCCCACAACUUGUUGAACAGUAUCUUAUUGAGAUAGCAAAUGCUCAUAACAUUCCAUUUGAACCGAAGCAGGACUAUCUGAUGGGAGAGGACUACCUAGGCUCACAUCCAGAUAACGGUGGUGGUGGUGGUGGUGGUGGUGGUGGUGGUGGUGGUGGUGGUGGUGGUGGUGGAGGUGGUGGCAAUGUGCCAGCUGGAUCCAUACCCCCUGCUCCUGGAUUUGCAGGGUUUGGAGAUCUACUAUCAGGACCCCCUCAGAUGGAUCCUCCCCCGCUGCCGGGACACAACAUGGCGUAUUCUGAAGAUAACACCUCACAGGGAAUCAACAGUUUACCGGGAAGCACCACCGUCCCCGCUGGCAGACCUGCAGGGCUCCCACAGCCGCCAGGCGCCUUCUCCGCGCCGCCUGCACAGCAAAAGCCGCCUCCCCCUGUAGCUAACAACCUACCUCAGCCACCAAGUCACGGAGGCCCAGCACCGAAUGCCCCUCCCUCUUACAACGAUAGUUUCGAGCUGCCUAACUUGCCUUCUGUUCCCUCCGGAAGUUUCCCGCCGACUGAUAACAGUGACGACGUUGACUUUGAUGAUCUGAACCGAAGAUUUGAGGAACUCAAAAAGAGGAAAUAAACAGUGGGCAUAGAGCGCAGGAAAACUAUUAAUAGCUUUUUGUAGAUACUCUCCUUGUAGAAAGAAUGUUUUUUAUGUUGAUUGAUAAGUGUGGCUUUGUUAGUGAAACAUUGCACAGACAGCAUAAUUGAUAUUUUUAGCGAACACAACUCUCUUGAUAAUUGGUACAGACGAACCAGUACAUUCUUACAUUCUAGAUUCUUUUUAACGGAGAGGAAAGGUUGCCAGAGACAACAGGAUGAAGGAAUAUGUGUAAUUUAGUUAGCAUUUAAUGGAAUUUAUUACGAUUUAUUGAUGGUAUUGUAAAUUCUUGAUUCACAAAAAAUUUCAAACAAAUUUCGAAA